GUUUCUCGCCUGUGCCGGCGAGCGCCAGUCUCCUGUAAACGUGCUGACGACCGGACCAUGUGUCCACAGUGGCGGGCAGGAUGGACAGCUGGACGGAAGGGUGAUGUACACCGUGGCUGGUGGUACCCCUCAGGUCACCGUGAGUCCCUACAUGCGGUCCGUGAUGUUGGAGGCCGACUUUGGCUCCAUCAGGCUGCAGGACGACACCGGGCGGGACGUUGAGUAUACGGCACACCAGAUCCACCUCUCCGCGGACAGCUGGCAUACAUUGAAUGGUGCGCCGGCAGCGGCGGAGCUCAUGAUCCUGCACAAGCCCAAGGAGGCCAGCGACAUGAUCAAGGGCGGUGUGAUCGUGAGCGUGAUGUUUGAGCAUGACGACGCCGCGGACAGCCCGCUCUUCGAGCACCUGGGUAUGCCCAAGGAGGGCCCGGAAAUGGAAGCGCUGGGCUCAUGGCAGCUGCCUCACUACGUGAACCUCUUGGACAACCUCCAGGACGUACUGAAAGGUGCAACCUACCAGUACGAAGGUUCUGUGCCUGUGCCGCCCUGCACCGAGAACAUCAAGUACCUAGUCAUGGGCCAGCUCAUCAAGUUUCUAGCUGCGCUCGUCGUGGGAGUUUUGUCCGACACCAUGGCCGGCAGCAUCGGCGAGCUCGUGAUCGCGAGCCCGCAGAGCUUUUGCAACGUGAUCAAGCUGGGCACCUUCUGCCGAACAGUGGUUUGGCCAUGUCUGCCGCCCGUUCUCAUGUACCAGUACAUCCGUGGUAAGGACGACGACAUGUACGCGAUCGAUGUCCUCUACGCCAAGUCUGGCUCCAAGGAACCUAAAGCCUUCUACGACGCGUCCCGCUUGAAGGGAUCCAGCCACUGGCGCAUGCAGCAGGACCUGGAGACCAUCCGGGCGGCUGCCAAUGCUGAGUGA
Molecule: messenger RNA, 922 nt
Organism: Symbiodinium sp. CCMP2456
Lineage: Eukaryota; Dinophyceae; Suessiales; Symbiodiniaceae
Source: the annotation of a GenBank genome assembly